Molecule: messenger RNA, 3153 nt
Organism: Eurytemora carolleeae
Lineage: Eukaryota; Metazoa; Arthropoda; Copepoda; Calanoida; Temoridae
Gene: Mpi
Product: mannose-6-phosphate isomerase
Exons: 15
Coding region: 21-1343 (440 amino acids)
Biological process (GO): GDP-mannose biosynthetic process; carbohydrate metabolic process
Cellular component (GO): cytosol
Molecular function (GO): mannose-6-phosphate isomerase activity; zinc ion binding
Source: RefSeq, a predicted model, not a curated record
UUUAUUAUAUUUCAGAUAGAAUGGAAUUAACGUGUGCAGUUCAAGAAUAUGCCUGGGGGAAACUAGGCCAGAAAAGCCAGGUUGCUAAAUUUGCUCCUGCUGCCUGUAAGGAUUUCAUGUUGGAUGAGAGCAAACCUUACGCAGAACUAUGGAUGGGGGUGCAUCCCAAUGGACCUUCUGUUAUUGCUGAGACAGGGGAAACUCUGGCAGAAUAUAUCAGUAAAAAUCCUGACUGUCUCGGGUCCAAAGUUAGCGAAAAGUUCCAAGGACAGCUUCCUUUUCUUUUUAAAGUGCUCAGCGUAAACAAGGCGCUGUCUAUUCAAGCGCAUCCUGCUAAGGAGCAUGCUGAAAGCCUGCAUGCCACGCGCCCAGACGUUUACAAGGAUCCGAAUCAUAAACCUGAAAUUGCGAUUGCUCUAACUGAAUUCGAAGGAUUAUGUGGCUUCCGACCCCUAGAAGAGAUUCAAGGUUUUUUGUCCAAACUGCCUGAGUUACAAAACUGUCUGGGAGACAAGGCCUGUAAGGAACUAUUAUCUUCCACUCCAGAUUGCUACGAAGUUGCUUUAAAGGCGGGAUUUAAAGCGUUAAUGCAGUCUGAAAGUUCUGUAUUGAAAGUACAACUUGACGCCCUGGCGGUUAGAAUACAAAACACAGAAGGUGACCUACUUGAAGACCUGUAUCUGCGCCUGAUAAAAGAGUUCCCUGGUGAUGUUGGAUGUUUUGUUAUAUAUUUUCUCAACAGGGUCAAACUUCAACCAGGACAGGCUAUGUACCUGGGACCUAAUGUACCGCACGCCUAUCUUUCUGGAGACUGUAUUGAAUGCAUGGCAAACAGUGACAAUGUUGUGAGAGCUGGGUUGACCCCUAAGCUAAUUGAUACUUCAACUCUGGUCAAUAUGUUGGAAUACAGGUGUGGACCGGCAGAAGACCGGAAGUUUGCUGGACAAGAUUCCGGAUCGAGUGUGCUUUUUAAUCCUCCAGUGCCGGACUUUUCCGUAAACCGGAUCCAGGUAUUGAUUUUUAGGAUUUUUUCAAGUCAUGACGACUAUGUCUGCGUCAGGCUUGAAACCCCUGGUUUGGGAGGGAUCGUGAUGGCGCGCCCUUGUCAGGCUAGGGAGCUCCGGGACAAUCCCUAUCUUCUUCAUUUGAUCUCUAUAGGAUGGAGAUCAAUUCUUGAUCCCAAGAUUGACCCCCUCCCCACACACACUACCCCUUCCCCCUAUAUGUUCAUAAUUCCAUUAUUUCAGGGUUCAGUUUUAUUUCUUCCCUGCAACAAGAUUUUGGAACUAUUUCCUGAGGACUGUGAGGAACUAGUAGCUUAUCAAGCUUUCUCUUCAGAUUAAGCUGGGUUUUUUCCUUGAAAAAUGGAGCUUUUCCUUACGAUGAAACAGAUAAAGCAGCUUUCUACCAUAAUUUAAUUUGUUUUUUAAUGACUUAACAGCUAUUAUGAGGUAGCUUUUUUAUUAAGCAGCCUUUUCUUCCGAAUGAAUAGCUUUUUUUUCAGAAAAAAAGUUGCUUUUUUACUGAUUAAACCGCUUUUUACUUGACAAAUUUACUCCUUAUUUUAAAAGUUGCUUUUCACUAGAAAAUAGCAGCUUUAUCAUAGUUUUGAUGUGGUGUACUUUUAUUUGAAUUAAUUUCUGCUUUAUUUAAUAUAAAGUCUUACCAUUAAGAAGCUGUUUUACUGGCUUAAUUUUAUUAAUGAACUUUUUUCAAAAUAACUAUCUUGCUAUUAUAAUAAUGCUUAACACGAGCAUAUAUCCCUUUUUUCUUCCUCUUACUCUGUGUGUUUAGUAUAAUUAAAGGGACUGUACGCGUAAUGUCAAGUGACCGUCCAUGCAAAGAUGACCAUUCCAGAUUUACAACGGUACCUUUCAAACCUUAAGCUCAAAAAUGUGGAGAUACCGUUGUUUUUCUGACCCAAAAGUGUUUGACACUCAUAAUUUCUGCCUUAAUUUAUUACUGUUUGUUUUACAUUAUCGUGGACGCUUCUUGUUAAAUGGAAGGUUUCUUGAAAUUACGCUUACAGUUCCUUUAGAGCAUAAAGUUUAAAAAGCUUUUAUAUAGGACUAGUAUUGUUCUGCAUGAUUAAACUUUAACAAUACGAUAUUUUGAAUGAAAUUUACAAUAUUUUUGCAAGAUCUGUUGAACCAAAUGUUAACACUGUUAAAGAAAUCUUAACGUUUUGUUUGUAGAUAGAAAUUACGAAAAUGUUGAUAAAAUACAUUUUGUUAGUAAUUUUGUAAGAAAUUCGGACAUUUUGUUAUAUUUCGAUCAUUUUAGUAGAAAUUACGAACAUUUUGUCAGAAAUUAUUAACGUAUCGUUAGAAAUUAUGAAUAUUUUGUUCGAAAUUUUAUAAAAAUUGAAAUUCGAACAUUUUGUUGUACUUUUUAACAGAAGAUUAUGGAUAUAAAAAUUUGUGAGAUAUUUCCAUAAUAUUCUUUUCAUAAUUUUGAACAAAACGUUUAAAAUUGAUAUUACGAAGCAUAAAAAUUAGGGUUUCUACAGCUUAAAAUGUAAACUGGUCUAGUCACUAAAGUUAUUUAUUGUCCUAAUGUGAAGACGACAUUGCUAAAUUUACUGAAAACUAUUUUAACUUUCAAUGUGUUCUUAAAAUGUAUUCACUACCACCCUUUUUUCUCAAAAGAAUUGCUUGAAGUAAUUUAAGUAACCCGCCAUGCAAAGAUGUCAAUGCCUGAUUUAUAACCAUACCCUUAAAACCUCUUAUCGGAUCAAUUAUGUGAAUUAUGCAGUUUAAAUGUUACUUUUGAAACCAGAAUUAAGAAUAAUUAGUUAUCAAAAUUUUUAAAAAUCAGUUAAAGCUUUUAAGGAUACCGUUGUAAAUUGGGCAUUGCCAUCUUGGGUCACUUGAAAUUACGCUUACAGUCCCUUUAGUAUUAACUGAGAUUUGAAAACCAGCAGUCAGCAUAAAAUAAUCUAGUCACGUUUUAGUUUUAUACACUUUGUUCUGUUAUACUAUCAUUAUUAUCAUUCCUGUUGUAUGUCUUUAAGCACGGUUAAAGGGACUACUACGUAUUUUCAAGUAAACAUCUAGAGUCACAUGAAAUAUCGUUGACAGUCCCUUUAAAAAUUAUAUGUGCCCUGUCAACCGAACUAUGCAUUUAGAUAAAUAAAUAUAUCUUUUUAUAGAA